Messenger RNA from Nicotiana attenuata, 1159 nucleotides. RefSeq lists its product as uncharacterized. The record is from RefSeq and is a predicted model, not a curated record. NCBI's taxonomy places the organism in Eukaryota, Viridiplantae, Streptophyta, Magnoliopsida, Solanales, Solanaceae. The transcript is spliced from 2 exons. The annotation marks the transcript as partial.
AUGGCGGUCUCAUUUCUAUCAUAUGAUAUCAAACUUAUUAAAAGUAAGAAGGAUGUGUCUGUAAUAUUACUGUGUAAAUUGAAGAAAUCACUUUAUGGGCUAAAACAAGCUUCUAGGCAAUGGUUUGCAAAGCUUUCAGAAUCUCUCAUUUCAAGAGGCUACUCUCCUAAUAAGAAUGACUCCUCUCUUUUUACCAAAGUGACUACAACUUCCAUUGUCCUUCUUGCUAUUUAUGUGGAUGAUCUUCUUUUGGCUGGAAAUGAUGAUGCUGAAAUGUUAAGCCUGAAAUCGUUCCUUGAUCAUCAAUUCAAGAUCAAAGACCUUGGGAGUGUCCAUUAUUUUUUGGGUCUUGAGAUUUCUAAGGUGGAUCAGGGGUUUCUUAUCAACCAACAGAAGUACACAAAGGAGCUCCUCUCUGAAUUCCAUUGUUCAGAGGUCAGACCUGCUCUCACACCCCUUGAUCCUCAUGUCAAAUUAUCUGUUGACUCAGGGGAAGCUCUUCCUGAUCCUACUGUCUAUAGAAGAUUAAUUGGCAAGCUGAAUUUCCUCCAACAUUCCAGGCCUGACAUCUCUUAUUCCGUGCAACAUCUCAGUCAAUUUCUUGUGUCUCCUAGAGUUCCUCACAUGCUGGCUGGUUUGCAUGUUCUCAAAUACCUCCUCAAUGAUCCUACCCAAGGCAUUCUGCUGAGUGCUGCCCUUGAUUUCUCCUUGAAGGCUUAUGCAGAUUCUGACUGGGCUGCUUGCCCCAUUUCCAGAAAGUUUGUGACUGGGUAUUAUGUGGUUCUUGGUGAUUCCCCUAUUUCCUGGAAAUCUGAGAAACAUCCUAUUGUCUCUCUUUCUUCCGUUGAAGCAGAAUAUAGAGCUUUAAGGAAGGUUGUUGCUGAGGUGGUUUGGCUAACAAGGUUGUUAGCUGACAUGGGGCUGUCUAUUACUACUCAUGUCCCUAUUUUUUGUGAUAGUCAGGCUGCCCUUCACAUUGCUAGAAAUCCUGUUUUUCAUGAACGCACCAAACACAUUGAGGUGGAUUGUCACUAUGUGAGGGAUGUGCUUUCUUCUGGCCUUAUUGUUCUUAAACACGUAUCUUCUGCAGAUCAACUUGCCGAUGUUCUGACCAAGGCUUUGACAGGUGUUCCCCAUCAUAAGCUCUUGUGUAAGCUGG